Molecule: messenger RNA, 861 nt
Organism: Beauveria bassiana ARSEF 2860
Lineage: Eukaryota; Fungi; Ascomycota; Sordariomycetes; Hypocreales; Cordycipitaceae
Product: DEK C terminal domain-containing protein
Exons: 3
Coding region: 1-861 (286 amino acids)
Biological process (GO): nucleolar large rRNA transcription by RNA polymerase I; transcription initiation at RNA polymerase I promoter
Cellular component (GO): nucleus; RNA polymerase I upstream activating factor complex
Molecular function (GO): RNA polymerase I cis-regulatory region sequence-specific DNA binding
Source: RefSeq, a predicted model, not a curated record
AUGAGCGCCCCUUUGAGCUCUGAAGAGCUGCGACAGUACACGGCCAUCAUCGACGGUAUCCUCGCCACAGCCAACCUCGAAACCAUCUCGCGCAAGAAGAUUCGGCAGGGUCUCGAAACUUCGCUUGGCGGCAAGGACCUCAGCGAGCAGAAGGUAUCACAUGCGCGCAACCUUGUCCCGCCAAUUGUGCAAGUCGCUAACCCACUGCAACAGGACGCUGUCAAGAAGCUAAUCGAAGCACGUUUUGACGCCGUCUCGGGUGCUGACGCCGACGACGCCCAGGCCUCGCCUGACCCCGAGCCCACACCCAGCAAGCGCUCUGCCACGAAUGGCUACAACCACUACGACUCGGAUGCUUCGGCCGGCUCCGAGCCCGCCAAGAAGAAGGCGAAGCGAUCAUCGUCGGUGGAAGACGCCGACGCCAAGUUGGCGGCCCAGCUACAGGCGCAAGAGAACCGACUGGCUCGAGGCCGCACUACGCGCGGUGGCGACAAGCCGAGCAGCGGCAAAAAGAAGCGUGCCCCGAAGAAGAAGAGCGCCAAGCGCGUCCGCGACGACGACGAUAGCGACAUUAAUGGAAGCGACGCUCCUCCCAAACGAAAGGCUGGUGGAGGGUUUCAAAAGCCAUUUAACCUGAGCGACAGCCUCUCCGUUCUGUGCGGAGAAACACAGCUCUCGCGUCCCCAGGUCGUCAAGAAGCUCUGGGAACACAUCAAAGCCAACGAACUCCAGGAUCCCAAGGAUAAGCGCCAAAUCCUUUGCGACGAUCGAAUGUUUGCUGUGUUUAGGCAACCCAGGGUGGACAUGUUUAAGAUGAACAAGGAGAUUGGUCAACAUCUCUACCCCGUCGGCGAGGAGUAG